AUGGAGCAAGAUCGUAACAAACUAUUAUUACAAGCAGCAGUACUCGUACUGCGAGAAAUAAUUGAUAUAUUGUUUGAAAGCGAUGAUGACGAAUUAGAAAUAUUAGAAGGGAUUAUAAAUCCAAAAAGAUGUGUACCAAGAAGACGUGUACCAAGAAUAGAAAAUUAUGUAGAAAAAAUAAUAGGCGCAUUAACAAAGCAAGAAUUCAAAGCUCAUUUCAGGAUGUAUCUUGAAACCUGCGAUUAUGUUUUGUCGUAUAUUGAGCCAAGGCUACAAAGGACAAAAAGUGGAACACCAAUGAUUUCUCCACGCACACAAUUUCUAUUGGCAUUAUGGAGACUAGGUACUCCAGAUUCUUUUAGGUCGAUUUGUGAGCGAUUCAAUGUUGGCAGAAGCACUGCAUUGUACAUAACAAGAAGAGUUGUAAGGGCACUCGUUGAGCUAGCGCCUGUUAUUAUUAAGUGGCCUGCAGAUGAACGUUUAAAUGAACCCCAAAACACCAUCCCGAAACUUACAUUAAUCGAAAAGGCCAUCAUUCAAUCCAACUUCAGGCUAUCUGUGAUCACAAGUGCCGGUUUAUUCAUUGUUUUGUUGGACACGUUGGAUCUGUCCAUGAUCAACGAGUAUUCCGUCAGUCCGAAGUGCACAGUUACUUGGGAGAUGUUACAAAAUUUCCGCAAAAUAGCCAUUUAA
Molecule: messenger RNA, 693 nt
Organism: Temnothorax curvispinosus
Lineage: Eukaryota; Metazoa; Arthropoda; Insecta; Hymenoptera; Formicidae
Exons: 5
Coding region: 1-693 (230 amino acids)
Source: RefSeq, a predicted model, not a curated record